Suillus subaureus is the source of this 1118-nucleotide messenger RNA. RefSeq lists its product as uncharacterized. The record is from RefSeq and is a predicted model, not a curated record. The transcript is spliced from 5 exons. Lineage: Eukaryota; Fungi; Basidiomycota; Agaricomycetes; Boletales; Suillaceae. The coding region runs from base 394 to 804 and encodes 136 amino acids.
CAGCGAUCUUGAAGAUGAAGAAGAGGUCAAAGCUAGUCAGACCCCUCCCAGUGAUAUCAAGGGAAACACCAACAAAUCAGAUGAUGACGAUGAUGAUGACGACAAAUGACGAAGAUUUACUGGUUGUGGCGGACGCUAGGUCCGAAAUCGACGCCCUAACCAGCCCGCUACAGGCAGGCACCGCCCAUCGCCCCAAUUCAACAUAAACCACUAAGUCGUCAACUGCCGGAACAUACUCGUGCGAGACACGGCCUUUAGGACAUUCAAAACGCUCUUGCUGUAUCUGUAUACGGACAAGAUCGUCUUUCUCUCCACUCAAGUCUCAGGGACCGUCCAGGACUGAUGUGGAGACCCCAAAACCCUAGCACUUCGUGGCCUUGCUCACCAAAGUCGAUGUAUCGUUUAGCCUCCAGGGUUCGACUCGACAGUCUUCGUGACCAAGCUUUGCGUGCAAUACAUCGUAGUUUGGAUGCGGGGAAUAUUCUGCAAGAACUUUCUUCUCCAUUUACAUCCAAUGUCAGGUAUGCCGCCAUCUUGCAAAUGAAUGUAGAAGUCCUACUCCAGCAUAUCGCUUCCGUUCCUGUCAUCCAGAAUAUCCCUUCGCUGCUCAGGAGGAUUGCUGACUCGCAAUUGCCCCAUGGAGCAGACAUUGUCAUUGAUUUGUACCAGAAAUUUCUGCUGCGGUACCAUCCUCGGGCGCUUGCACUUGCGAAUACGCCGAUCGAGAGCACGCCGCCUCCUCAGAGUACUACCGGUGACUUGAAAUCCGGCAAAAGUAAUAGCAAGAAGAAGAAGAAACAGUAGUGUCUAGUGUAAGUUUUCAUUGUAUAUAUUGUUUCUGAAUCUCGCUGUCGAUCUUGCUGUCGCAAUAGAUUAAUUUAUGGAGAAUGUUGACUGCACGACACUCAGUCAGUUAAACACAGAAGGGUCACCUCCUUCAAAGAUGGUUGCUAUUAAUUGAUUCAUCGUCUGGAUGAACCUGCUCGAGUUUCUAUGCAUGAGAUUGUAGACUUGUGACCAGCCCGCGGCAACCUGGUUCGAGACUAUCAAACCAUUCAAGAAGGAAGGCAGUCGACGUCUCGCAUUCAAGUUUCCUCUUGAAUGUUCUGAGUACGGGG